CUAAACUAAAGCAGCCGUCGUCCUCUUGUCCAUCUUCUAAACCUAAAAAACAAACAGCCGACUGACUGACAGAUCUUCUUUCUUUCUUUCAUUCUACGAUUCAGCAAGUCAGCCAGCAAGCAAGCAGAUUGAAGAAUGGGGGAGAAGAAGAAAAGUGCCACAGUGCUUAUAAGGCUCGUGUCAGCAGCAGGGACCGGUUUUUUCUACGUGAAGAAGAAGAAUCCGAGGAAGAUACAAACGAAGCUUGAGUUCAGAAAGUAUGAUCCGCGCGUCAAUCGUCAUGUUCUAUUCACCGAGGCCAAGAUGAAAUGAUUUCAGCCAGGUUUUACGAUGGUAAUCAUUCGGUGAUUACUGUUAUGUCUUGUUGAUUUUGUUGAACAUGAAUUAGCUCUAGUUUUCUAUGAUCAUAACUUAUGUUUUGGCCAUGGUCUGGUUUUAUGCAUGGAAGAAACUGAAAUAAUAAUCCUACUAGUAAAUUUUAAUGCUUAAACCCUUGUUUUACA
Molecule: messenger RNA, 503 nt
Organism: Helianthus annuus (common sunflower)
Lineage: Eukaryota; Viridiplantae; Streptophyta; Magnoliopsida; Asterales; Asteraceae
Product: 50S ribosomal protein L33-like
Exons: 2
Coding region: 136-312 (58 amino acids)
Biological process (GO): translation
Cellular component (GO): large ribosomal subunit; ribosome
Molecular function (GO): structural constituent of ribosome
Source: RefSeq, a predicted model, not a curated record